Amphiprion ocellaris (clown anemonefish) is the source of this 6069-nucleotide messenger RNA. It is a transcript of the gene cfap70, whose product is annotated as cilia and flagella associated protein 70. Gene Ontology annotation, biological process: cilium movement; cilium assembly. Gene Ontology annotation, cellular component: motile cilium; extracellular exosome. The transcript has 29 exons. NCBI's taxonomy places the organism in Eukaryota, Metazoa, Chordata, Actinopteri, Pomacentridae. The record is from RefSeq and is a predicted model, not a curated record. Gene Ontology annotation, molecular function: protein binding. Bases 74 to 3430 code for a protein of 1118 amino acids.
CGCGUUUCCGUGUAUUAUAGCGGUUAGACUGAAACGUUAGCGAGCUAAAGUUAACUACGGUUUAUUUUACACGAUGGAGAGUCCUGAAAACACGAACGUGACCGUGAAAAUAACCGUUCUCCGGGCAAAUAACCUGCCCAGCAGAGGUGACAGCUUCCAGAGUUUUGUGACGGUUGGGAUUGAAGGAACUCUGCUGGGAGAGUCGGACAGGAAGCCGGUCGAUCCUGUGGAGCAGUGCGUCGACUACAACUUUACCUGCAGCUUCCCCUGCCUGAACGAUGCUGAGGCUCUCAGCGACAUCGCCCAAAAACUGAUCAUACUGACAGUGAUGGAGGUUCUUCCUGAGGAGAAGAACAGCGAGGUGAAGACGGCGCCGCUGGGCCAAGCUGUGGUGGACCUGAUGCCACUGCUGAAAGGUCAAAGCAGCUUCUCCUCUACAGUCCCAUUAAAUCCAACCUCAGCCAAAGAGUCCCCCACCAACUACAGCCACAAGCCACAGAAGCGACCCGAUGAGGAGGCGGCAGGUAGAACCAGAGAGAAACAGGUGGCCCACCAAGCUUUUUUAAAAUGGAAGGCAGUAAUCCCACCAGGGACGAGUAGAGCCAGGCCAGUCAGAGUUAACGUAAAGCCGUCCCUGGAUGUGUUUGUCAGCGUGUCGGAGCCGUUGCUGCCCGAAGCCGGACUCUCAGCCUCCAACCUGCUGAAGGUAACCAUGGAAACAGCUUUCUCCAUCCCCGAGGCCUGGAUGCAGCCAUCAGGUCCAAAUCCGUGUACGUACGCUGCUGCUCUGGAGCUCCCGCUGACUGCAGAGAAAGACCAGGUGCUGCUGUUCUAUGAAGGGCAGCUGAAGGCAGGAAAACAGAAGGAGGACAAGGACCGUCAGAAGAAGUGGCCUCAUCGCGCCUCACUGGUCCCAGAUAACCACUUCAUCCCUGGAGCCUUUUUCCAGCCAGAACCGAUCGAACAGGAAGACGGAGAGCUGACCGGCGUAGAAGAUCGAGUAUUUCGAGAUGAAGCAGAAACCAAGAAGAGCACAGUGAGCUGGGACACUGAGAUGUGCUGCUUCAUGGAUGCAGGAGGAAGCAACAGGCUGCAUCAGAGGAUCUCGGAGAGCAGACUGUGGCCGGUGGAGGUUAUGAGGUCUCUGGUUCCACUGGCAAAGCUCGGUGAAAGCUCCCCAGAGAUUCCCUUCCAUGGUGUUGCGUUUGUGGACAUGGGGAAGCUGCUGUAUCCCGGAGUAAAACGCAUCCGAGGAGCGUUUAGUGUUCAGCUGUUCACUGAGGCUGAGCUGCUCAGCAAGGCCAAGCGGACUGUCAGCGUGUUGAAGGAUCAGGUGAAGGCAGCAGCCAACCAGGCCAAAGCUCGAGCCAGAUCAGCCCUGGGCUCCGACAAAUUAAAGGCAGUGAAGAACCUGGACGGAGGCAACAAGGGGGCGAAGGAGCUGGGCAGAAAGAGCAGGGCGGCUGUGGCUGACAACAUCACUGAGAGCCUGUCUGAACCUGAUCCUGCAGGGAACACAGAGGGAAAUAUGUACACGGCAGCUAGAACUUAUAUCAUCAUUGAAAUAGCUCUGGAGAAACCGCUGGUCCCCAAACCAUCUGCAGAGGAGCUGACCAGAAGGAUGAAAGCGUUGAUCCCACCCAGACAUCCGCUGACGUCGGGUUCAAGCAAAGCAGAGAGAGCAGUGAUGGACUUCCACAGGGAGGUUAACAACACGGUGACCCAAGUUUCAGAGCAGUACCGGGAACUGUUUGGUCCUGAACCGCUGCAGAACUGCAGCUGCGAGCAGAUGAAGGUUCAGCUGAUGGGAGCGUUGAAUGUCUCCGGGAGAUACUUCAGCCUCAAGGAGCAGAUGAAGCAUGCGGUGGUGAAGAUGGUCCGAGACAAGAUGCAGCGUACGGAGCCUUUUACGGACCCCCACCAGCUGAAGACGUUUGUCAGCAAACUUUACGUCGACCUGGUGGAUGAGAUGCACGUAGCUCUCAGCAAGAUUUAUUCCAGCGACGUGCCUGAAGACUCCUCAGAUGAAAUCCAGCUAAACUCCUCUCAGCUCAGACAUUUUGCCAGAGAGGCUCAGCUCACAGGGAAUUAUCAGCAGGCUGCUCAGUACUAUCAAGAGCUGGUGGUGAAGCAGCCCAGUGAGCCCUCCCACAGGUUGGACUGGGGAAGUCUGUACAUGCUGACCGGAGAAUACAUGAAGGCUAAAGAGUGUUUCCACGAUGCCCUGUCCAUCCAGCCAACGCACAAACCCAGCAUUAUGAUGUGUGGAGUCCUGGCCGUGAUGUUUGAACAUUAUGAGGAGGCCCAGACCUUCCUGGAGACGGCCGCCAGCUUAGACCCUCCCAGUGUGGCGGCCUGGAUGCUGCUGGGUUUGCUGCACGAGAGGCAGAAUGAAUCCUUCCUGGCUGAGAGAGCUUUCCUAGAGGCCAGAAGUAUUCUGAGCCAAGAUGAAGCAAAGAAGCAAACCCAGAGACAAGAUGAGAAGAAAUGCAAACAGGAGAAAGAUAAGGAGAAUAAAGAGGAGGCAUCUUCUCCUGUACAGUCUCCCACUGAGCAGCAAGAGCCAGAGAUCGUUGACCAGGACUCAGAGAUGCACAAAGAGCCUCCAGCUCAGAGCUUCAGCUCCACAUUGACUCCAGCCAAACUCCCCUCCGCCGUUUACUGUGAGACGGUCCGGUUCCUGCUGCAGAACAACGCCCUGCAGAUGGCAGAACAUGCUCUGUCCCAGGAGCUGCUGUGUUCAGACGGAGGUCGUAGCGUUUCCUACCUGCUUCAUCUGACUGAGCUACAGCUGCUCAGAGCCGACUACUGCAGUGCUGCUGCCAGCCUGCAGGAGGCGCUGCUUUAUGGAGAUCAGGAAGCAGCUAUGUGGGUUUUGAACGGUCACUGUCACUACCUGCAAGGUGCGUUCAACGAUGCCCAGCAGAGCUACGAGUGGAGCCUCACCUUCCUUCAGCAGCCUUCAGAUGUCCACAUCGUCCUCCUCCGCCUGGGAUCCAUCUGCCUCCUGAAGAAGGAGUUUGGAAAAGCCAAAGUUGUCUACCUGCAGGCCUGUGAACAGUCUCCAUCCUGCCUCACCUGGCUGGGCCUCGGCAUCGCUUGUUACCGGCUGCAGGAGCUGAGUUUAGCAGAAGAAGCUCUGACUGAAGCCAACCACCUGGACAACCAGAACCCAGAGGUUUGGGCUCACCUGUCUCUGCUCUGCCUCAAGACUAGAAGACUAGAAGAAGCAGAGCUGUUUCAUAAAUACACUGUAAGGUUCAACCUGCAGAAUGAAUCUUUGCUCCAAGAGUUUGAAGAACUGAAGGAAAGUUUUCGCUUCAAUCAUCUGGCGUCUUGUUUCCAAAGCAGCGGUGAAGCAGAGCUAACCUACCAUGAGCCAGGAGUGCAGGACGAUGCUGAAGGUCAGGUAGAGAGCAGAGAGCAUUAGCAGAGAUCUAAAUCUCUCCAACAAGACGGCGACCAGGCCCACCUGGAAGACGUAGGUGUUGAAGAGCAUCAGCAGAAUGAUGAUCAGGUUGAACAGGAUGGAGAUGUCCUGGAUUCUGGAGCAGGAAAACAGGAAAAGACGAGGAAGGAGGAGGAGGAGCUUUUUGUUAAAUUACAGAAAAAAAACACAUGAAAACAUGGUCAUUUAUUUGUUAUUAAACACACGUCACACACAUUCACACAAUUUUCUUUCAAAUAACCUCAAAUAUCUGUAAAAUAACAAUAUAUUUGGCAGAUUUUAUUUUUUUUAAAUUCUGUGAUUUUUACCAGAAAUUAAAUGAAAAUUGAAAAUUACAGCUCUAAACUUUUUAAAACUUACAAAGUUUGUAUUUUUUCAAUUUGUUAUUUUACAAUGUGUGACCAUAAAAUGAUAAUCUGCAUUAAACUAACUUAAAAAUGUAAUAUUUUCUGGUCUAGAUUUUAGUAUCCGAGUGGUCUAACCCACAACCUAAAUAUAGUGGAAUGAUAGAACAUUCUGGACAAAACUUUGAACCCAUUUUUCUCCAAAACUACAGAAAGUAGGUUAGACCACUCUGCUUCCAAAUCUUAUUGUCCAAGUUGCUUCAAAAAUUAUCCAAAAUUAUUCAAAAUGUGUCCAUAAUGACUUGAAAAUUAUCUAGAAUUACAGUAAAUUUGUUCAGAAUGACAUGAAAAUAGUCUAAAGUGACUGGAAAAUUAUCUAAAAUCAGUCAGAAAUUAUCUUAAAUGCUAAAAAAUGAUCCAGAAUGACUGAAAAUUUGUAGAAUGACACUGAAUUUGUCCAAAAUGCUUUAAAAAUCAUCCAAAAUGACUCAAAAUUUAUCUAAAAUGAUUUGAAAAUAAUGCAGAAUUGCAGAGAAUUUCUCCAAAAUUCCAGAAAAAUUGUCAGAAAUGACAAAAAUCUUCCCAAAAUGACUCAAAAAUUGGCCAAAAUGAUUUAAAAAUGUACAAAAUGACCCAAAAAUUGGUCAGAAUUUCUCUCAAAUUAUUAAAAAUGAUCCAGAAUGACUGAACAUUUGCAGAAUGACACUAAGUUUGUCUGAGAUGCUUUGAAAAUCAUCCAAAAUGACUCAAAAUUUGACUAAAAAUUGCUUGAAAAUGAUCCAAAAUUUCAGAAAAUGUGUCCAGAAUGACACAGAAGUGCUUCCCAACCCUCCAGUUUCCCUUUGACCCAGAGGUAACUUUGUGCUCCUGUUGGACUCACAUGAAGAGGACCAGCUGCACGGCCGGCUCGGUCCUCAGCAGCUCGCUGAAGGAGUUGACGAACAGGUCGAAGGUGAGCAGGCUGAGCUGGAUGAGCAGCACCAGGGAGUAGUUACUGGCCUGCAGCGCCUCCGGCCCGAAGGCGGCGCGUCCGGACGGACUGUGGUUCCACUGAGGAUCCAAGGCUGCAGCGAGCGCUCACAGCCCCCACAUAGAAACAUGAACCUGAACGCAGCACCAGGCGUUCGCUGUCUCCUCUCAGCUGGGACGGUUCAGCGUCAGGGCUCCGGCUUCUCUGACAAAUCCUGGAUGUCGGAGAGGAAGCGGAGUCCUUCAGAGAGCUGGAACAUGGACGUCGGCAUGGUGGAUCCUGAAGCUGCUGAAGGUUGAAGGGUUCAGGAGGAGUUCCUGCUGCAGAGAACCUUCAGGUCAUCAUCAGUGGAUCUGUGGAAGGAGAUCAUCUUCUACCGACACCAAACUGCAGCUACGACACAAACCUGGAAGAGGAGCUGGAUUUGUGAGGUUGAAGUCGUGUUUUUUCCUCCGAUCGCUGCUGAAUGAUGCUCCAGGCGGCUCAGACUGACAGCUUGUGUCCCAGCAGCAGCUUUUAUCCUGCAGCUCUGGAGUAGACAGGAAGCAGAUUUCUGGUGUUUGCAUGCAGCUCACUGGCAGCAUGUGGAGGGAACGUUAUGGAUAUAUUAUGCUGUGCUUUGCAAGUUUGAUCAAUGCUUCUGCAAACUUAGACAUUGCAUCUUAAGAAUCUGGUGUUUUCUGUUCAAUUGUGGCUUGAAUUUCCUCUUUUUUUCAUUGAAUUACCUAAUUUUUUACCUCUGCUUUUGCUUUAUUUGCAUGCUUGAUAAAAAUAUCCUUUUUUCUGCCUCGUCCAACCCUAGACUUCAAUGCUAAAUAAUGUUUUAAUGCUCAUUUCUUUGGCUCUCUUUCUUUGAAAGUACAGCAGGUUAAAGCUACAGGAAAUGUGUUCUAAGUGUGCACACCGAGGGCUUUUUCAGUCACAUUUCCCUUCCAGAUUACGGUAAUGCUUCUAGGAAAGACGUCUGGAGCAAAGCCAGAAGGAAAAUACUGUCAUCUAAUGGUCAACACAUCUCACUGCAGAUAAAGGAAAUAAAUAAACUAUCCUGAAAUAAAGUAUAGGGUAAUAAGUAGUGUGUUAAUGACAUAGAUCUGUAGUUAUUGCACAUUCUUGACUAAACACUAGUCAAGAAGUGAAAUGAACUGAGAAAUUAAAGUGGUUCAACAAAACAGUUUGCAUCAAUCUUCAACCAUAACUGUAAAAAAAAGAAGAAAAAUCAAGCUAAAGCAUAAUGUCCACAUCAGUUUUAUUUAUUUAUUUUUACAAAUAUUUAUUUAUUCCUUUAAAAUGUGUGAUGUAAAUAAAUU